AUGUCGCCGCGACGUGCGGGCAGAGCGCGGCAGCUGCUAGUGCUCCUCUCUGCAUCGAUAGCAUGCUUGCUCGUCCUCCUCCCCUCUUUCGCCGCAGCGGCAGAGCCAGGCGUAAGCGUCUCUCGCUUCGCCCAUCUGCCAUCCAAGAUCUCCUACUUUGACGAUAGCACCGUCGCGCUCUACCACGACGCUACGCAGGGCAUCGUCUUCCGCUCCGAAGAUGAGGGCAAGUCCUGGUCGCCAGUCUCGGGCUCAUCCAGGGGCAAGGCGGCCAUGCUCGUGCCUCACCCUUUCGACAAGAAGCAGGCCUUCAUCCUCUCCCGCGAAACCACGCACUGGCGCUCCAUAGACCGCGGCAAGACAUGGCAGGAGUUCCUCACGCCCGAACCACCCGCUACGCGCGCAGGCGCUCCCAUGGAGUUCCACGCAGACGAAAAGCACUGGGACUGGAUCAUCUUUACGGGCAAAAAGUGCUCCAUGUGGACGCCGUGGGGCGGCAGGAUUUGCCACGACGAAGCCUACUACACCACAAACGCCUUCGCCACCAAUCCGGCCCCCUUGCUCGAGUUCGUCAUGCACUGCAACUGGGCCAAGACCACGCCCGAGAUGGAGACCAGCCCAGACGCCAUGAGCCGCAUCUUUUGCAUCGCCUGGGAGGACGCCAAGGAGGAGCGACGCGCGCCCGCCUCCGGCGCCACCAGGCUCUUCCAGUCCGACGACUUCUUCAAGUCCAGGAAGAUGGUCGAGCUCGACAUGGGCCGCAAUGCCAAGCACUUUGCAGGACUCGGUCCCUCCAAGCGCUUCCUCGUCACCGCCCUGCGCGACUCGCAGGGCAGCUCGUCCAAGGCCGGCACCGAGAUGGCGCUCUUUGUCACACGCGACGGCGUCAAGUGGGAAAAGGCGCGCUUCCCGCACGGCUCGGAGCUCAGAGAGAAUGCAUACACCGUCGUCGACAGCACCUCGCACUCGAUCAUGAUCGACGUCGUCGACUCGAUCUACGACAACACCGGCGUCCUCUUCACCAGCGACAGCACCGGCACCGAGUUUGUAGAGAGCCUCCGCGGCACAAGGAGGACGCCCCAGGGCCUCGUCGACUUUGAGCAUCUCGUCAAGAUCGACGGCGUCGGCAUUGCCAACGUGCAGGAGGACGCAGACACCGCCGUCCGCUCCGUCAUCACCUUUGACGAUGGCAGCAGCUGGCAAACGCUCAAACCACCCACCCAAGACGACAAGGGCAAGCGCAUCGACUGCGACCCGAGCGACACCAAAAACUGCGCCCUCCACCUCUGGUCCGUCUCGGGCAAGACCAAUGUCGGAAAGCUCUACUCGUCGCUUGCGCCCGGCUUCGUCAUGGGCGUCGGCACCAUCGGCCGCGGCCUCAAGGACUACGACGAGUGCGACACCUUCCUCAGCACCGAUGCCGGCAGGACGUGGAAGAUGGUCUCGCGCGACGCACACAAGUACGAGUUUGGCGACCAGGGCUCGGUCCUCGUCAUGGUCGACGACGAGGACGUCACCGACCACGUCUCGUACUCGACCAACUUUGGCAAGGACUGGCACAAGCUUAACCUCGGCGUCAAGAUGCGCGCAAAGGUGCUCACCACCAUCCCCGACAGCACCUCGCUCAAGUUCCUGCUCGUCGGCAGCCAGACGCGCAGCCAGGCGGGAACCCAGGAUCGCAACGUGGCCAUCUUCCUCGACUUUGCCCAGAUGAAGAAGCGCAAGUGCGGCGAGGGCGACAUGCAAAAGUGGUAUGUCCAGGCGGCUGCAGAGGGCAGCUGCCUCAUGGGCCACAAGCAGUGGUACAAGCGCAGAAAGCCCGACGCCGACUGCUUCAUCCAGGACAAGUUCCACGAUCCCGAGGGCAAGGAGGACCCCUGCCCCUGCACCGAUGCCGACUACGAGUGCGACUUUGGCUUCAGCCGCGACACGCGCGGCGAGUGCGUCGCCACGGGCAGCGAGCACAUCCCGGCCGGCGCGUGUGCCAAGCCCGAGGACACCUACCUCGGCUCGUCGGGCUACCGCAAGGUGCCCGGCAACACGUGCGACCCCAACAAGGGCAUCCAUAAGGACGAAAAGACGCAAAAGUCGUGCACCGGCAAGAACGCCCCCGAGGCCGGCAAGGUGCUGCACAAGUCGUUCACCUUCCCCUCGCUCGUCGUCGACAAGAUGUACUUCCCCGAGUCGUCGAGCGUGCUCGUCCAGCUCGCCGACGGCUCGGUCUUCCACUCGCUCAACGACGGCUACUCGUGGAAGCAGCUCGUCAGCGACGGCCCGCCCGCCGCGGAAGACGACCGCUUCCUCACAAUGGCGCUGCACGCCUACGACAACACGCGCGGCUACCUCGUCACCGCCGGCCAGCGCGUCUACUACACCACCAACCAAGGCGCAAGCUGGAGCUGGUUCACGGCGCCGUUGCCGGCCAAUGGGCUGGGCAUCGCCAUCCUCGACUUCCAUCCGGACAAGUCCGACUGGCUCAUCUGGACGGGCAGCCGCGACUGCACGUUUUCCGUCGGCAAGGAGUGCCAUGCCGAGGCGUGGUAUUCGAUCAACAACGGCAACGCGUGGGAUAAGCUCGAGACGUACGUGCGCACGUGCUCGUGGGCGCGCGACAAGAAGCUCAAGAUGGACGCACGCACCAUCUUCUGCGAGAGCUACCUGGACAAGCGCGGCAACCAGCGCGACUUUUCGGCCGCCAACAAGCUGCAGCUCAUCCGGGGCGACGAGUUCUACCGCCGCAAGGCUGCGGUAUUCGAGGCGAUUGUCGGGUUUGCGGUGUUCGAGCAGUACCUGGUGGUGGCCGAGUACGUGAGCACGACGUCGACGCCGACGCUGCGGCUGCAGGUGUCGCUCAACGGGCACGACUUUGCCGAGAUCCACUUCCCGCCGGGCAUGGAGCUGGGCACGCGCGCGUACACGGUGCUGGAUUCGGUGACGGAUGCGAUCUUUUUGCACUUUACCACGCAUGCCGAUGCGGGGUCCGAGUGGGGCACGCUGCUCAAGAGCAACUCGAACGGCACCUUCUACGCCCAGUCGCUCGACUUUGUCAACCGCAACGACAAGGGCUUUGUCGAUUUCGAGAAGAUGCUCGGGCUGGAUGGCGUGGCGCUGGUGAAUGUGGUGAGCAAUCCGGACGAUGCGUCGGUGUCCAGGCAGAAGGAUCUCGUCACGCGCAUCACGCACAACGACGGCGGACGAUGGAAGCCGCUGGUGCCGCCGAGCCGCGACGUGUACGGUCAGCCGUACGAAUGCCACCAGGUCGGGUGCGAUCUGCAUCUGCACGGGUUUACCGAGCGCGACGAUCCGCGCGACACGUACAGCAGCCCUUCGGCGGUGGGGCUGAUGAUGGGCGUGGGCAGCGUGGGGCGUAAGUUGGCGCCGUACCGCGACUCGGACACCUUCCUCACGCGCGACGGCGGCUUUACGUGGGAGGAGGUGCACAAGGACGCGCACAAGUGGGAGUUCGGCGACCAGGGCUCCAUCAUUGUGCUGGUCAACGACGAGCAGGCUACGGACACGGUGCUCUACUCGCUCAACGAGGGCCUCACGUGGGAGUCGUAUGCGUUUGGCGAAAAGAUGCGCAUCUCACAGAUCCUCACGGUCCCCGAGGACACGCACCGGCGCUUCAUCCUGCUUGGCACGCCCAGUGGAUCGGCGACCAAGAGUGUGGCGAUCUUCCUCGACUUUUCGGCGCUCGAGUCGCGCAAGUGCGUGCUCGACGUAGCCAAGCCCGAGUCGGACGACUUUGAGCUGUGGUCGCCGAGCGAGGAGCGUGCCGAGCAGUGUCUGUUCGGACGCCAGACGUACUACUACCGACGCAAGCGACGGGCCGACUGCUAUGUGGGCGAGAAGAUCGUCCAGCCGCACUCGGUGAGUCGCAACUGCUCGUGCAGCGAGGCGGAUUUCGAGUGCGAGUUCAACCACUACCGCGACGCGAGUGGCAAGUGCGUGCUGUAUCCGGGCGUGGCACCUCUGGCUACAGACGAGGUGGGGCAGUGCUGGGCUGCGGAUUCGGACGGAUACUGGUACGAUCGAACCAACGUUCGCAAGGUACCUUACUCAUCGUGCAGCGGGGGUCAACGACCGGAUCGGGGCACGGCGCAUGUGUGUGCGAACAAUCUUGCAGGGCAUGGAUUUUUGUGGUGGGCAACGGUGAUCCUGUGUCCGUUUGGGCUGGCAGGGUUGGUGGGGUAUUGGUGGGCCAAGAAGCAGUCGACGGUUGUGGGAGGAAGGAUUCGGUUGCCGGAUGGUUCGAAUCGGCUGUAUGCGCCCGACUCGGAGCUGGUGCAGAAUCUGGCAUCGGUGCCGCGAUUUGUGCUGGGGGCGGCAAGUGCGGCGCUGGCGAGGUUGCGCGAGGUGGUGUCGGAGCGCGUGCCGUUUGUGCGCAACCGUCUAUCGCGCAGACGCGGCGCGUAUGGAGGAUACCGCCACCUGUCGACCGACGAGGAUGCGGCGAUCCUGCGCGACUACGAGGAGGACGAGCUGGAUCGAUGA
Messenger RNA from Moesziomyces aphidis, 4494 nucleotides. Lineage: Eukaryota; Fungi; Basidiomycota; Ustilaginomycetes; Ustilaginales; Ustilaginaceae. The record is from the annotation of a GenBank genome assembly.